CCGCGCGAAAUGGUGUCUACGUAGUGGCGCGUAGCUAAUGAAUCUUUUUUUCGCGGCGCCCCGGUAUCGUUCGGUGUUAUUUGUUUAACUGUUGCGCGCGUAAAUGUUCUUCCAUCUAGGCAAAUAGCUGGAGUCCGUGUACACGUAGCGCCUAGAGACCACCAUUUCGUGGGAAACCGAACUCUAGGACCGCCUGGAGAGCAACAGUAUCGUGCACGUAAGUUUUGGUUCCUGUAGAGUGACCCCAUAGCACGCGGAACCAUGGCCGAAGUUGUGGAGGAAGUGAUCGCACAGUUAAAGGAGAACCUGACCGCCACUGUGGGUGAGGUGGAGGGUGGUGCAACAAACACCACCGGGAAGACUCCCUCCACUCCGGAGGGAAUGGCCCUAGCAUAUGGCACGCUGGUCGUGAUGGCCAUGCUGCCGAUCUUCUUCGGUUCGAUGCGGUCGGUCAAACAUCACAAGGAGCAGUCGACGGCGUUUGCGAAAACGGGCGAAAAGCCGGACACGAUGUCUUCGAAGGACGCAAUGAUGUUCCCAAUCAUGGCCUCCUGCGCCCUGUUCGGGCUGUACAUGUUCUUCAAGAUCUUCUCGAAGGACAACAUCAACUACCUGCUGACGGGGUACUUUUUCUUCCUGGGCGUGAUGGCCCUGUCGCAUUUGCUCAGCCCCGUCAUCAGCUCGCUGAUUCCGGCCUCAAUUCCGAAGAUUCCUUAUCACUUAUCGUUCGUGCAAGGACCGCAGGAGGGUGGUGAGAAGAAAAGCAAAGAAAAGAAGUACCUCAUCGACUACCGCUUCACGACGCACGACGUUGUGUGCUUUAUUGUGGCGCUCAUCAUUAGCGUGUGGUAUCUGGUACAAAAGCACUGGAUCGCCAACAACCUGCUGGGACUUUCGUUCGCCGUUAAUGGCGUAGAGCUACUGCACCUAAACAACAUCGCCACGGGAUGUAUUCUGCUGUGCGGACUGUUCGUUUACGACAUCUUCUGGGUGUUUGGGACGAACGUGAUGGUAACGGUGGCGAAAUCCUUCGAAGCACCCAUCAAACUCGUGUUCCCGCAGGAUCUCAUCACGAACGGUCUGUCGGCGUCAAACUUCGCCGUGCUCGGACUAGGUGAUAUCGUCAUUCCGGGAAUCUUCAUCGCGUUGCUGCUGCGUUUCGACAACAGCUUGAAACGGAAAAGCAAGACCUACUUCUACGCUACCUUUAUCGCGUACUUUGUGGGUCUACUGGCAACGAUAUUUGUAAUGCACGUGUUCAAACACGCGCAGCCCGCCCUGCUGUACUUGGUGCCGGCUUGCUUGGGAACUCCGCUACUGUUGGCAGUGUUGAAGGGAGAUAUUAAGAAACUGCUAGCGUACGAAGACCAUCCGGAAGAGAAAACGAAGACCGACAAAAAAACCGAAAAAUCGGCUCCGCAGGCGAAAAAGGAACCGAAAAAGAAGGAAGCGAAAAAAGCAAAGUGAAUGCGAUCUCAACCCGGUAGCAUCACGUUUUCUCCUCUCUCCAACAUCGGUUGAUCUUUUUUAGACGCUAAAAGUAUCCCUGUUAGUGCAAUUGUGUAUUAAGAUCGUAAUUAACAAUCAGUGCUGGGAGUGUGUCCAACUUCUUCAUGAUUAUGGAUAAACUAUCGACGCAAAACUUCUCGUCGACAGGAUAACACAUUCGUGUGAAAACUGGUGAACAUAUUGGACAUGAAUUAGCAUCUAGCUAUAAGCAAUGAUGCAUGCCCCUGCAGCGAUUCAUCACUUUUCUUUGUUUUCCACGUACCACUGCUACCAGGUGUGGCUUUGUUUUUUGUUUAUUUUAAAUAUUGUUUUUCCUGUAGCAAUAUACCGGCAGCACAAACAUAAAGUUACUCACGUUAUCGUGGACUUCCGUAGAUGCUUUAAUUUGCAGAGAAAACGUUUUUCCAAAUAUCUUUAUUGAGGCGCACACAGCCGAAUGACUGAUAAGGUGUAUAAUUUGACUGAAAAACCGUUGCGUUGGGGUUCUGUAUCUCGAUACAGCUGAGAAGCGCAAGCGUGAAUAAAGCAGAAAUAGGGUUUUAAGAUCGUAGGCAAAUUUUGAUAUGGCACAAAAGAUGAGCGCAGAAUUGGGGAUUCCGUGAGAAGUAAAACGGGUCUGCGGAUCUCUCAUGAACAUCCACAAUCGACACUCGGGAUGUAAAGUUUAAAUUAAUAAAUGUUUCAAAAGAACCAUUUCACGGAGCUUUCCAGCAAUGCAACGAAUAGUCGUUGCCGAAGAGUGAUUCAAAAUAAAAUAUUUUAAUCUCUCAA
Messenger RNA from Anopheles nili, 2280 nucleotides. Its product is annotated as minor histocompatibility antigen H13. The transcript is spliced from 2 exons. Gene Ontology annotation, cellular component: cytoplasmic side of endoplasmic reticulum membrane; lumenal side of endoplasmic reticulum membrane; membrane. The record is from RefSeq and is a predicted model, not a curated record. The coding region runs from base 262 to 1467 and encodes 401 amino acids. Gene Ontology annotation, molecular function: aspartic endopeptidase activity, intramembrane cleaving. Gene Ontology annotation, biological process: membrane protein proteolysis. NCBI's taxonomy places the organism in Eukaryota, Metazoa, Arthropoda, Insecta, Diptera, Culicidae.